Molecule: messenger RNA, 576 nt
Organism: Rotaria sp. Silwood1
Lineage: Eukaryota; Metazoa; Rotifera; Eurotatoria; Philodinida; Philodinidae
Source: the annotation of a GenBank genome assembly
AUGUCUGAAUGGACAGAAACUGGUCUUUAUGAUUUAUGUUUAACACUUGUUUAUGAAUCAAUCACAACUGCGUUUUAUGAAGAAGGUGUUGAUGCUCGAUCAAUUGUUAAUGAGUUGAAAAUUUUUGGUACUGCUGUUCAUCUUCUUGCUUAUCCAUCUCCAUGUCGUUGGUUUAAGCUAAAUUUGAUACGAUCAAAGAAUAAAAUCGCUAAACGAUUGUCACCAGUGGAUGUUAACGACAUGGAACAUGUUUUUACUAGUAGACUAAAUGAUUUGGCCAAUGGAAUACCAAAAGAAGAUAUAGGACAUAUGAAGACAGCCACAUUUCCAAACGAAAUCAGUGCUACUGCUCGACGAGUUCAUGCGCCAUUUGAUGAAGGAAAGUUUAUUUGUUCUGGACGUUAUAUUGCAAAAAAUAUUCUUAAAUUGACAAUUGUGGCAUUGAUCAAACAAUUUCAUAUCGAUUUUUUUGAUCAUUUUGAAAGCCUAAAAAUACCUGCAAUGCUCAAGACUGGUUAUGGAUUUGGUAUAUCAUCUCCCGAGAAGGGCAUACCUAUUCGAUAUCGACUAAAAUAA